Molecule: messenger RNA, 1518 nt
Organism: Fusarium musae
Lineage: Eukaryota; Fungi; Ascomycota; Sordariomycetes; Hypocreales; Nectriaceae
Exons: 1
Coding region: 1-1518 (505 amino acids)
Molecular function (GO): protein binding
Source: RefSeq, a predicted model, not a curated record
AUGGCGGAUCCGAGGAGAUCCCCCGAUAAGUCGUAUCUUAAGGCGAAGAGCAUUCAACAACAGCAACAACGAUCACCUGCUCCGGCUCCCGCAGCCACACGGCCGACCUUUGUCGACGAUGAUUCCGACGAUGAUGACGAGUCUAGCGAUCAAAUGCCCCUACCCAGAAGCCAUACACCAGGUCAUCUUGCCAGCAAAAGCAUACAAGCAAAUCGUCGAAAGCCUUCUGAUCUUUCUAUCCGGCAGCGCUCUCAAUCCGCAUCACAGACCGCCCCGCAAGGAGCUACUACCUCGAGAGCAGCCCAUAAACCGCCGCAUUCGAUCUCAACCAGCGCUGGCGAUGCCUCAAGUGAGGGAGAUCGAUAUAAUCGGCGACCAACCGCUUCACGGUCGACAUCCGCCAUAACGAGCCGAACGACUGCACAAGCGACCGCCCGGUAUGCAUCGCAUGCAUCUCGGAUAUCACAAGACGAGUACACUGCGUUUCCGUCGCUUCCAGACCCCCGGACGGCUCCAAAGGUCGACGUGGCUCCAGCAUCUGGCAUGUACUGGUCCAAGGCACCUGUGUCGGGCGCUCCUCACACCUCGUUACGAGCACACACAACGACAAUCAUUGGCUCGAAUGUUUAUGUAUUCGGCGGCUGUGACUCGAGGACAUGCUUCAAUGAUCUCUACGUGCUCGAUGCCGACUCUUUCCAUUGGUCUAUACCUCAUGUCGUUGGCGAUAUACCUGUUCCUCUGAGAGCCAUGACAUGCACUGCCGUAGGCAAGAAACUCAUCGUGUUUGGCGGAGGUGACGGUCCGGAGUAUUAUAACGAUGUCUAUGUCCUGGAUACAACAAACUUCCGGUGGACAAAGCCCCGUAUUAUAGGAGAUAAGAUGCCAUCGAAGCGGAGAGCGCAUACUGCUUGUCUAUACAAGAAUGGUAUAUACGUAUUCGGCGGCGGCGAUGGGGUCCGAGCUCUGAACGAUAUCUGGCGGUUAGAUGUUGCUGAUGUCAACAAAAUGUCAUGGCGAUUAGUGUCGAGUUCAGAUAAGUCAAGUCCUGGGUCAAAAGACUAUCGUCCCAAGGCAAGGGGCUACCACACUGCCAACAUGGUAGGCAGCAAACUCAUCAUCUUUGGAGGCUCUGAUGGCGGCGAAUGUUUCGACGAUGUAUGGGUUUACGACGUUGACGCCCAGUUAUGGAGAGCAGUCCCUAUCCCCGUUGCUUUCCGUCGUUUAUCACAUACGGCCACAAUAGUCGGCUCGUAUCUAUUUGUCAUUGGAGGCCACGACGGAAGCGAAUACUCGAAUGAUGUCCUGCUUUUGAACCUGGUUACAAUGACAUGGGAUAGACGCCGGGUUUACGGCAAAGCACCUUCAGGUCGUGGCUAUCACGGGACAGUGCUGUAUGAUAGCCGCCUUAUUGUCAUUGGAGGUUUCGAUGGAAGCGAGGUGUAUGGCGAUGUUAUGCUGUUAGAGCUAGCUGUGCAUGCAUAUUAUUCGCAAAUUAGCCACUUUACCAUCGAGGUUUAG